Molecule: messenger RNA, 1081 nt
Organism: Apis florea (little honeybee)
Lineage: Eukaryota; Metazoa; Arthropoda; Insecta; Hymenoptera; Apidae
Product: WD repeat domain-containing protein 83
Biological process (GO): mRNA splicing, via spliceosome
Cellular component (GO): catalytic step 2 spliceosome
Molecular function (GO): protein binding
Source: RefSeq, a predicted model, not a curated record
AAUUUUACAAAUAAAUAUAUUUAUUUAGAAAUGUUAAAUAUAAAAAAUAUUGUAUAAAUAUAAAACAAUUAUAUUAUUGAUAAAAUUUAAUAUAUAAAAUAAAAUUUUGUUUUCAAAAAAUAUUUCUAAACGGUCUUUAAUUAAAUUUAAAAUGGAAAUUGAUUAUAAACUUUUAAAAGAAAUAGAUUGUAAGCAAGGAGCUGUUAGAGCUGUACGAUUUAGUGUUGAUGGUGCUUAUUGUUUAACUUGUGGAUCUGACAGAAAAUUAAAAUUAUGGAAUCCUUAUAGAGGUGUUAUUUUAAAAACAUAUGAAGGACAUGGAAAUGAGGUAAUGGAUAGUAGUGCAUCUUGUGAUAGUAGUCAAAUAGUGUCUUGUGGAUUAGAUAAAUCAGUUAUUCUUUGGGAUGUAGCAAGUGGAACUCCAAUACGUCGUUUAAGAGGUCACGCAGGUCCUGUCAAUACUGUAAGAUUUAAUGAAGAGUCAUCUAUGGUUAUUUCUGGAUCAAGAGAUAAUUUGGUUAUGUUAUGGGAUGUCCGUUCUAAAAUGUUAGAACCUGUGCAAUGUUUAAAUGAAGCUAAGGAUUCUAUUUCUAGUGUUAGAAUAUCAAAUCAUGAAAUUUUAACAGCUUCUUUUGAUGGAAAAAUACGCAGAUAUGAUAUUCGUGUAGGUGAAAUAUAUGCAGAUUAUAUAGGAGAUGCAGUAAUAUGUGCAAGUUUUACAAGAGAUGGUCAAUGCAUAGUAGUUAGUUCUGCUGAUGGUGUAAUUAGACUAAUAGAUAAAGAUUCAGGAGAAUUACUUGGAGAAUUCACAGGUCAUGUGGUCAAUAAUUUAUGCUUAGAAUCAAAUGUUGAUAAUCAAGAUACUCGCAUUAUUUCUGGAUCUGCAGAUGGAAAAUUAUGGAUAUGGGAUCUGGUUUCUCAGAAAGUAGUUGCAAAACUUUCAGGAUUUAAACCAACAAAACAUCCUAUGGUAUCAUUAAGUGUUCAUCCACAAAAAAAUUAUUUUUUAGCUACUAAUGGAUCAAAUAUAUUAAUGUGGACUACAUCAGUAUAAAUAGUAUAGUAUAGUGUAUAUAUAUAU